This is a messenger RNA of Somion occarium, 1681 nucleotides long. The record is from the annotation of a GenBank genome assembly. Lineage: Eukaryota; Fungi; Basidiomycota; Agaricomycetes; Polyporales; Cerrenaceae.
UCCCAACCUUUCUUUCCUGAAGUUCGCAGACAGAAAGCAUCUUGCCAACCGCUUGCCAUCUAACCCAAAACUCGGUACUCUGCCUAACAGAAACAUUUCAGGAUAGGACUAACAAGACCUGAAUCAGAUCUUUACUUUCGGUGUAGCAACUCCAUAAACUCAUUUCUACAUUUUGCGCUACAAAAGCUACUGCGCAAAUGGCAUCCGAGAUUUUAGUUGCACCAUCGCAGCACUUGCUGACUCAUUCCCGGUUUUUGGUGACUUUGCGGUCACAGGAAGGCAAAUACCGUUCCUUGAUCAUCUUUCGUCUAUCUACUUCUCGAGAUGUACCCCAUGAUGAAGACUCGGAACUCAAUGACAAGAACGACCAACAGCUAUACGCUAUGGAGGCCCACUGUCCUCAUCUAGGUGCAGACAUUUCCCAUGCUGAUAUAGAAGAUUGCGACGACAAUUUGAUACUCGUUUGCCCGUGGCAUCGGUACGAUUUUGACUUACGGACGGGGCAUAGUGACACCGGAAUGAAAGCCUGCACGUAUACUAUUGAAGUCAGAGGGAAUGAGAACGGGCUAGAACUACGUCCAGUCUCGGAAGCUUUUGCGGAUCCGCCUCCGCCUCCACUGGAUCUCAGCCAUCUCUUCUUAUCAUCUGCCGAAGCCACAACUCCAGCCGAGCCGGAGGAAGUUGUGCCUGCAGAAAAUAUGCCGACUACAUUAGUGCAAUGGGCAGUGCUAAUUCUCAACACGGCUGAUCCAGCUCUAAAGGUGCAAAGAACGAGGCAUGCCGUGAACCUCUUCCGAACGGGGCAGCUAAAAUCAAUCGGACAUCGAGCCUCAAAUGUACCUCGGCCGCCAGAGAUUCCACCACGUGUUGAGUCAUAUGCCAAGAAUACAGUGGAUCCGACUAAAGUGGCAAGACGGAAAAAUCGUGCUGUCAUGUUACACGCGCUAGCCAACAUAGAGCAAUGGGCAAUCGAUCUUGCAUGGGACAUCAUCGCACGAUAUGGCCCGGAACAUCCUGAGCUACCCCCUGCGUUCUUCUCAGAUUUUACUAAGAUGGCGCUUGACGAAUCAAAGCACUUCACCCUCUUGACAGCUCGACUCUCAGCUCUAUCGACGACAACGCCCUACGGCUCACUGCCUGUACAUGCCUCGUUGUGGGACUCAGCUCGAGCGACUUUCUCUUCGCUUCGCGCCCGUCUGGCUAUCAUUCACCUUGUACAUGAGGCCCGUGGUCUUGACGUUAACCCGGGCACUAUUGAAAAGUUUAGACGAGCGAGAGACUCCGAGAGCGUCGAUGUCUUGGAGAUAAUUCAUGCCGAUGAAGUGACGCAUGUUACUGCUGGACAUCGAUGGUUUACUUGGAUGUGUGACCGUCAAGGUGUCAACCCGGUGCAGACAUUCAGGGAAGAGGUGCGAAAGGGCUGGAAAGGUGACAUCAAAGGUCCUUUCAAUAAGGAGGCAAGAGAGAAGGCCGGCAUGACACCUGAAUUCUAUGUGGAUUUACGCGGCGGGGUGGACGGAGAGAGGGCAGGCUUACCAGUACGGGACCCCAAACAGGAUGAGGUCCCAGCAAAGACUGUUACGCCUACUGUCGACAUACACUGGUCAAGCCGUAGAUAACCUAAAUUACUGACCGAUAAUACGAGAAAUAAAAAAUAACUGGCGAUACAGGUAGUGCUUGU